Molecule: messenger RNA, 10068 nt
Organism: Lucilia cuprina (Australian sheep blowfly)
Lineage: Eukaryota; Metazoa; Arthropoda; Insecta; Diptera; Calliphoridae
Product: rho guanine nucleotide exchange factor 17
Exons: 16
Coding region: 39-9500 (3153 amino acids)
Biological process (GO): actin cytoskeleton organization
Molecular function (GO): protein binding; guanyl-nucleotide exchange factor activity
Source: RefSeq, a predicted model, not a curated record
UACCAAUUUCUCUUACACAUACAUACAUAAAUGAAAAAAUGCCCGAAGCUAGUACAACAAAACAAAAUGAAGAAAUUGCCACGAUGUCUACACGAGCAAAUUACGACAACGGUACAACGAGCAAAUUACCCGUAUACAAGUGGAACAGAUCAAAUUCCAUUAAUGUUACUUAUAUACCUUUACUCGAACGCCACAACCAUGGUUUGCGUUCCAACGAUAAUGAUCUUAUCGCUUAUGUCAACGAUUUGUGUCAAAAUGAUGCCUGCAGUUUAAGAUCGUCGAAUGGUUCGAAUCUGUGCUGUUGUUCCCAGAGAACAAACUCUUCCUCGUGUUGGCACUUGAAAAGGAAACAGAUUAUACGACAAAGUUCACAUGCUUCGGCUAAAAAUAGAAUUGACAUUAGUUUGACAGAAAUAGCAACACACUCGACGAAAAAAUCUAUAUCUUUGCCGGCAACACCAAAUCUAAGUCAACUACGAAGACCUGUUAGAUCAAGCUAUAAAAAAUUAAAUGAACAGCAAACAACGUUUACAACGGAAGCCAUCAUACACAUGCCUUUAACGUAUGAACAAUUUCGAAAAAGACAACAAUUUCAAACACAAACACUAAAAACACCAACCAACUCAACUUCACCACUUUCAUGCUCACCUACAGCAAUAACGACAGCAGCAACAACACCCACAUCAUCAGCAACAUCAACAGUAACAUCAUCAACAGCAUCUAAGAAACUCAACACAUCAACAAGAUCCAUGUUGUUGAAACAUCGUUCGGUACGUUAUGAGGAGACAACAACAACAUCAACACCUUACAAUCAACCACUUGACAAUUCCACCACCAACACCAACAAUUCUCUUCCAAAUGAUCAGCAACAUUUUGCAAACAAUAAUAACAACAACAAUAUCAGCAAUGCAACAAUUAACAAUAAUAAAAUGUCCAAAACCCAGGGAUGUUUUCUACAAAACUGCUCAUACCAAAAUGAAAAUGGAGAGCAGCAAACGAACAAUACGAACAAUUCACAAGAACAUAAAAUAACGAAUACAACUCGUGGUGAUGGUAUUGGUGUUGUUGGCGGAGGUGGAUUUCUACGCUGCGAGCAUUGUUGUGAGAGUAUGGGCAGUCUACGACAACAAUCACAACCAUCGAAUGGCCAACGUUUAACAGCAAAAACAAAUAAUGGCCAAAAUACAAAAUAUUCCAAAUCCACCUCACUUGGCUCCGAUCAUUAUCAGCGAUCAGAUUCGGAAACAGUCUCAGAAUUGUCGUCGUAUCGCUUUGUAACGGAUGAAGAUAUUGGCAUCGUAGUGAAUGUGAAUGAUAAAUUUUCGUCGUCGCAGUCGCCAUUGUCUUCGAGUGAAAAUGAAAAUCAAAUCAAACGGUUUACGGAAUGUGUGAGUAAUGAUGUUGAGGAAACUUAUGACGACAACGAUUUAAAAGAAUAUAUAAAUUCUAGAACAACAACAACUAAACAACAACAGCACCACGAAACGAAUAAUUUUAAAAAUAAAAAUGAAUAUACUAAACAACAAGAAAACGAACAACAACAACAAAAACAAUAUCAGCAGCAACAACAGCCGCUGAAACAGCAACAAAAACACGAUCAUUAUUAUAUUGAUUUGGAUCAUAAUAAAACGUUACGCGCGCCUAGUGUACAAACGCCUACAAAUUGUUGUUAUACAAUUGAUAAAUCCCAUAGUGAUCAGUUUAUACCAUAUGUUGCUAGCAACAACAACAACAAUAAUAAUAAUAUUAAUAAUUACAAUAACAAUAUCACAAAACCGGUUAAAAUACCCGUACGUAGUGAAAACAUUAUACCGGUUGAUCUCAAUUUAAACGAUUGUAGUUUGUCCUCCUCUCUGCCCCGUAAUUAUGGCAGUAAUUUUGAUACCUGCUCUUUUGCCCGCCAACUGUACAUAAGAAAUUCUUUACGUUCUCAGAAAACGGCCCCGCCAGUGCCGCCUAAACCUAUAACGGACUUAGACGAUAAGGAGUCAUCUUCGUAUGAUCCUCAAAAGUUUUAUCGUAAAUUGCAAAAGUUUGAAAAACAAUCUUCGCUAAUACAACAACAAUCUUUGCCGCGUGAAAUACCAAGUGCGCGUUCUCAGGAGAGAUCUAUUACUCCCGAGAGAUGUGAAUUAUUGAAUUGUUUUCCCUCCUAUCGUAAUCGUAAUCAAGAGCAAAAGUCCUCUGAAAACGCAAAUAACAGUGUAUUAAACGAACAUUCUCAACAAACGGAAAAUUUUGAAGAAUUAUUAAAUCACUCCAAUAAAAACGGUUUUAACCCUUUAAAUAUCAAUGGUCAUAUAAAUAAUAAUAAUAAUAAUAAUAAUAAUAACAACAACAACAAUAACAAUAUAUUAAUAAAAAGUGAAUAUUCUCUACCUAAACGAACUUUACGUUAUGAUAAUCAUGGACGUUUAAAAUCCUCAUUUCUAACCCAAUUACCGGUCACAAACUAUCGUCGCGCUUCACUGGACACUGACUCCUCGGCGAAAUGUCAUAGUCCUUCUUUCAAUCUAAAACUAACACCAACUUUAACGCGUAAAUUUCAAUAUUCUCCCAAACAUACCAUAACGAAAGAAAUAAACGAAGAAACCGAAGAAGAAAUCGAAGAAAUAACUCCUUCGAACGCGAGUGUUAUAAACGAGCAAAAUAAUAAUAACCUUAAUAAUACAUCACCUCCCCUACUUAAUUCACCCACAUCACCUGCACCAAGCACACGUUCACUUUUACCGCAAAAGAAAUCCUAUUCCUCACCCAUAGUUCUACAUCACGAUCGUCUCUCCAGUCCGGUCUGGUUGAGUACGGAUACUUUAGAAUCUCAUACAUCAUCAUCACAAAAAUGUCUCGAUGAAGUGCAAUCGAAUUGCAGUGAUCAGACUACGAUAUUUCAUUUCGAACACGAUAAUUCGAAUUCAUCAUCACCUUCUUCGCUAUUGUACGGUAGUGUCGGUGGUGUAACUGUUGCCGGUCAACAUUAUCAUUACGGCAGUAAUUGUACCACGAAUGGUGGUAAUAUAUUUAAAGGACCUUUGUUAGUGAAACGUUUGCCGGCUAUACAAUCGUUUGGUUACAUUCCCACACAAUCGAGCUCCUUGGGCAGUGCUAAUGUACGAGAGGAAUUUGAAAAGGAGAUCACUAUGGAAAAACGACGUAAUACUUUGGAUCGUUUUCAACGUUUGGCAUUUGGUCGAAAAUCAUCGGCCAAUACAAACACCGCCAAUAGUGCUAGCGAUUCCACAGCAGCCAGCGGUUCAACGAAAAAUCGCAAGUCUUCGGAAAAAACUGAAAAACUACGAGAAUUGACCGAAUUGUUAAGGGUGGGAGGAAAUCGCUCUUCACCCACACCACCUCCAGUACCACCACCACGUAAACCCCGUUCCGGCAUGCAGUCAGCUUCACAUAGUUCUGAAACAACGGAUGUGAGUGAUCACUUAGCGGGCACACCACCGACGUCAUUAUUGGUGCCAUCACCAUCGACGUCGACAGCAGCAGAAACUUCUGUACACGACGAUGGUUUGCUGUCAUUUAUGUCGUCUAACAGCGAUGAUAUAUUGCCUAUGGAUCAAGAAGAACAUGCCAACAACAGCACCUCAAAAUCUUCAAGCAAUUUACAAAAGUCAGAUGAGGGAGCGGAGUACAAGGGUCGCGUACAAUUAAAAGUAAACAAUACACAAGAUUCCAAGCACACAACAGCUACCACAGCCACAUCAAUGACACCAACCACCUCACCGCUCUCCUCUCCCACCAUCAAAACAAACGCCAGUCUCUCCAAUUUGGAUUUGCUGAUACAAAAACAACUACGAGAAAAAUCAAAAUCCCCUCCUCCACCACCACCACCACCGCCGUUUCCACAUUCUAGCAGAAAAGAGCAUGCUGCUGCUUGUGCUGCUUCUGGCGAUGAGAUCGAUGGUGAUUUGGAAUUUAAUGAUUCGCUAUGUAGUACGCAUAUUGCAACGAAACUAGACAAACCAGAAUCGCGCACGGUUAUAGGCUCCUAUUGUCAGAAGGGCAUACCAUUUCGUUCGGCUUCAUUUUCGGCUAUCGACUACGCGGCGGGUAAAUACAAGAAAUCUGCCCUAAGUGCUUUAAGAGAUCGUUUAAGGCGUGAAAAGGCUGUAGAAUCUACCAGUCCUACCAGUUCCAUAUUCAACAGUGUUGUAGAUAACCUCACCUGGCCACGUAAAAAACUGGAGGAAGAGGAAACAAAAGAAAACCCGGAAGCCAUUGAGGCUGACACCAAACCUAAACCAGAUUGGAUUUAUAUUCCCCUAAAAGAGAAAUCAGAACUCAGUAUUAAUUUGUGUUAUGGUCAGGAUAAGGCCUUGGAGGAUGUUAUGGAGUCUCCCGAUUUAAUACCUGAAGAAGAGGUAUUUAUGGCCGAUACCAUACAAGAAGUACCUGAUAAAAUGGAGGCAGCUUGUGUGGCCACCAUGGUGGCGGCUCAUGCAAAAAUGGAAUCUCUAACCGAUACCAUACAAUCGGAUAACGAUUACAUUAUAGAUGAAUCACAAGUUCCCAUAACAGUGGAAUCUAAAGAUCUGCAAGAAGCUAAAUCGGAUAGUUUAGAGGAAACCGCAGAGGAAGAGGUAAAACCUUUAAUAAAUCCUCUAAAUGACAUAUUUGAACCCAAUCUGGCCACUCUAAUGGAGGAACAAAUACCUUUGGAAUCUCCACCGGAUAAUUUUCUGCAGACUGCCACUACUUGCCUUAUCCCAGUACCGGUUUAUGAGUGUGCAGCCCAAGAAUGGGGUUUGGAAAAUCCCCCACAGGAAUGGGUGGAGGCUACUCCAGAAAAAUUUGAUGUGAUACCUGAAACCAUACAACCCUUAAUAUCCCUGGAUAUUUGUCAAGUAGAAAAUGCUGAAACUAAAAAUCAAAAUGAAAUAGUGCCCACCAUAUCAGUGUCACGUUCAUCCGAUGAAUUAGAUGAAACUGCUAUUUUACGUAAACAGCAAGACCGACAGACAGAAAGCAUGGAUACAGAUUUAGAUAAUACCGUAGAAAGAAGACAGCCUUCUUUGGAUACGACAGAUGUUAAAAAACGUUAUAGUCAUGAUGACAUGGAGCUAAUAAGUGAAAAGGUAUCGUCUUUAGAAAACAUACCCACACGUCAUAGUGCUGAUGAAAGACGCAAGGCUGAUAUGUCGAAACGGCGUAAGGGUAUUUAUAUAGAAAAUUGGCAUGACCAUGCAGAGGGUGAAAUCACCGCCUCAGUACCCAAAACUUUGGCUUUAGAUAUAACCAUAGCCAAUCUGAAUGCCAUUAAACCAGAUACUCCCGAAGAUAAUAUUAUGUAUAUAAACAGUCCCAUAACUGAUGACAAUCGCACGCCCGCCUCUUUAUAUUCCUUCGAUCUCAAUACUCCCGAAGCUGAGUGUCAAAACUCACCGGUGUGGACUAUCAAAAACCCCAUUAUGGGUAGUUUUAGCCUUCAGAGUUCAGAGGAAAAAGAUGAUAUUCCAUUAGCUUCGCCACCCGUCUCGUUAAGUACAUCUCACAUAAGUUUACCACGAAAUAAUAAAAGUUAUCCUUAUCUACGCACCGAUUCGGUAUCGGAUAAUGAAAGUGAUCGUACACCACCACCUUCACGUGAUCGUACCAGUCCUGCUUUAAGUGAUUAUGAUUUUAAACGUUAUUCCAAGCGUCCGCUGCGAGGGCCAUAUGGCCAGAUGUUGGAGGCGGAAAUGAAGAAACCCAACAAAAUGCAUUUUGAAGAGAUUUUAGAGGAUCUAAGGGAGUCAGAUGUUUCCAUACAACCGAGGCGCCAGCGUUCUAUACAUGAUGACGCAGGUGGUCGUAGUAAUGUGCCCCACUAUUCCAAUUCGAUGCGUGUGCGUAAAACAACGAAUAACACAUAUUUGCCAGUACCACAACAUACGCGUGCCGCCUCAACACCUUCGCAAAUUGAAAAUAUAAGCAGUAGCGGCAGUAGAAGUGGCGCCUCUAGCACUGAACACUACGAUGAUGAUGAUGCGAUUAUCAAAGUUAAACCGUUAGAGAAAAAAUGUCAAAGUACUUUGGAUACCACAACCAUUGGCAGAGAUGAUAUACUAACUGCAACAACAACACCCGUUGCAGUGGCAACAACUGUAGCCACAUCGCCAACGACAACAACUAAAGCUGGAAAAUCAUCUAAAAAUGCAAUACUAUUGCAACGCGAACAAAAACGAGCUUCUUCUGAAGCCCCCAUCUCAAAGACGCACAGUAAACGCAGUCAAUCUAUGAGCAGCACUGAAAAACCAACUACAGCACAUUUACAACAUGUUCAUCAACAAAAACGCAGUCUAGACGUUACAAAUAGCAAUAAAACAAAUAAAAAUAAUCACAGUAAUAAUGCAACAACAGGCCACAAAGCUGCUGGAACAGUAUCAGGACAAACAAGUAAUACAACUUCGUCGUCAUCGUCAUCGACCACAAAUAUCCUGCCCACGCCUGAAUUGUUGGCUCAGCUGUUAAAAGGUUCCAGUGAAAAAUUACUCUCGGAACAACGUCAGCAAAUGUAUGCGGACACCCGCACCCAUAUAGUCCAAGAAAUAUUCCGCAAUGAACAAUCGUAUGUUGAGUCUCUGCAAACCAUGGUCAAUCGUUAUUUAAAGGUUUUAAAAUCACCCGAACAUGCUGGCAUUAUUGAAGCUCGUACUGUUGAUGAGAUUUUCUUUAUGGUUCCCGAUAUUUUGGAAAUACAUGAGAAAUUUUUAUCCGAACUACGCAAUCGUCUGGAUAAUUGGGAUACUCAACAGAAAGUCGGUGAUGCUUUUAUGGAAACGUUCUCCAAACUGGAAGUCUUGGAAGUUUACACUUCGUUUGUUAAUAACUGCAGUCGUGCCAAGAAUGCUAUACGCAAUACUAAACAUCAGAGACCUGCAUUUGCAAAAUUCUUGGAGACAACCGCUCGAGAACAUAAGGGAAAGUUAACAUUGGAUUAUUUGCUUAUUAAACCAGUACAAAAGUUUCCAAAUUACGAGUUACUAUUUCAAAGACUUAUCAAACACACCGAUCACGAUCAUCCCGAUCAAAAGCACCUGCAAGACGUCUUAAAGCUUGUCCACGACAUACUAGUGCACAUCAAUUGCAAAGAGCGAGAAAUACUCGAAAAUGGUCAAAGAGAGGCAACACUCAGAGAGUUAGAGGGAGUGAUCGAAGGUAUAACAGAUCUCAUAGCACCAGAUCGACAAUUUUUACUCUUCGAUUUGGUGACAAUGCCUUCGGGCCAAGGUGCACGCAAAGAAAGAGGUUUCUUUCUCUUCAACGAUCUAUUAGUGUUGACGAGCAUUAAGAAACGUAGCGGCACUAUACGCAAACCUAAUACCUCCAUUUGCCCGGGUACGGUGGCCUCAACAUUGGAUACAAAUAAAUAUAAAUUCUUAACAAAGAUUUCUCUAGAUUGUUUGGAAAUUGUUAAAACAAAAGAUGAAAAUGUUAAACGUAUAAUGACUGAAAUUGAAAAUUUGGCUGAUGAUUGCAAUAAAUUGCAACAGAUCAGCGAUAUAACCGCCACUCUUAAAUGUCCUCAUCAGUAUUUGGAAGAUGUUAUUAGAGAAUUGCAUCGUGAUGUACAGCGCCAAUUGUCAGAGAGACAAACGAAUGAUGCUCAAUUGAAUAUGCUCGAAUUAGGUGUAAACUCACCAAAUGGUACUCAGAAAUUAUGCAUAGUUUUUAGUAAGUCUGAAAAGAGAACCCAAUGGGAGGAAACAUUUAACGAAGCCAAACAAAAAUUAGCCGCCACUUUAGAGAAACAUCCCAUACCUGAAUUUCUAACCUCCAUACCGAUACGUAAAACUAGAGCUGGUCUCCAAUUCACCUGUGCCGCCGCUACUUUAAGUGAAAAACGUGAUGUCUGGGUUUGCAACAGUGAUGGCUAUGUGGGUCAAGUCUGUAUUAUGUCGCUACAUCCUGAACCGAAUGUGACCAGUUGUAAUGGUGUUUGUAAUGCUCGUAUUCUCUGCGUUGCUUCUGUACCUGCUUAUAAUGCUCAUAAAGCUUCCAUCAAAUCCAACUCCUCUAAUGAAGAACACUCUGCAUCAUUGUCAUCGGGACAACAGCAGCGUUCUUCUCUACCCCCUAAUAGUUAUACUCAACAGUUGUUAGAUUAUCGUAAGAGCAUUUCACCCAACUAUUCCACACCCAACUCGGCCAUUGGUACACCCGAAAAGAAACGAAGUGAUAAGACACAAGCUAAAGCUGCAUCGGCGACUGCCGAUUUGGCGGCGGGAGCAACAACAGCGGCAGCAGCAGCUGGCAAUAGUAGUGAUAUUCAAUUAGAUUUAAAUUUAAGUUCGAGUGAUGAAGAGGCUGAUCCCAAUGCUGCAGCUGCUAUUUUGGGUGGUGGAAGUGGUGCAUCUAUGUCGGCUGGAUCUAUUGUGGCGCCAUGUGAACGAGUACCAAGUCCUGCACCUUCAACACACACUACCGGCUCAACGUCUACGGCCUCGACGGCAAUUGUUGGCAGUAGUGGUACUUUAUAUCAUGGUCAUCAGGACUCAAAUCCUGAAGAAAGUGAUGGCAAUCAAUCAACCAUGUGGAUUGGUACUGAAGACGGUUGUAUACAUGUCUACAAUAGUACCGACAACAUACGCAUCAAAAAGAAUCGUAUUAAAAUUGAACAUCAUUCGGCAGUCUAUUCCAUACUGUACCUGGACAAUCGUGUAUUUGUGGCUUUAGCCAAUGGUGAUAUUUGUGUAUAUUUACGAGAUGGCAUAGCCUGGAAUACUACUUCAUCGCAUUGUUUAUCGAUUGGUACCGUAACAAGUCCCGUAACCAAAUUGCUCAAUGUUCACGGCAGAUUGUGGUGUUCGAUACAGGGCAUUAUUAAGGUUUUGGAUAUUGAUACAUUGGCGGUAAUUAAUCAAAUACAAAUUUCCUCGGAUUCCAAGCCCAUAACAAAUAUGUGUGUUUCCAAUAAUUAUGUAUGGAUAUCAAUACAAAAUUCAGCUCAUAUUAAAUGUUUUCAUUCCAAUACCCAUCAAUUAAUCACUGAAGUUAAUUUGGCACAGGCUGUGAAUAAAAUGCUUUCAAAUUGUGAUGAAAUUAUACGUCAACAUAAGGCUGCUUGCUUAAGGGUCACUUCCCUACUCUCUUGUCGUGACCUGAUCUGGAUUGGCACCAGUGCCGGAGUAUUACUCACCAUACCAGCUCAAGGUUACGACAAGGGUACCACCAAUGUUGUACCCACUGGUAUACCCCAUGGACACACCGGACAUGUACGAUUCCUAACAUUUGUAGAAACUUCAGGUACCUCUACCGCCAAUUCCAGCACUGAAAGUUCUUCAAGUUGUAAAACAGAAGCAGAGUCUUCCUCUUCGGCUGGUUCGAAAUCUCCCAAACCCCAAAAGGAUAAUGCACAAACAAAUCAGGCCAAUGCUGGUGGAAGUGCUGCAAAUAUACUUAUUAUAUCGGGAGGUGAUGGUUAUGAGGAUUUCCGCAAUUCGGGUGCCAAUUCGUUGAGUGAAAUUGCCGGUCGCGAGGACAGCACGAAUCAUCUGCUGAUAUGGCAAAUUUGAAGCCGAAAGCGUAAAAAUCGUUGGCGGGUUUUACUCAAACGUUGGAAAAACAAUAAUUAACAUUCAUACAGACAGACACAUACACACAUAGCAGAGAUAUAUUAAUUAUAAAAAAACAAUUAAGUUUGUUUGGUAUGUUGUUAAGGUUUUCCUAUGUUUUUUGUUUAGCAUAGCAACAGGAGUAAUGCAUUUGUUAUCGAUUUUUAAUGGAAAUACAAUACUUUUUAUCAUAAUAACAAUAAUAGAAACACAAUAACUAAUUUAAUAAUAAUUAUUUUGCAUUUCAAGGUUCCAAAAGAAAUUUAUCUAAAGAUUUUUAUGAAAAAGAAAUAAUAUGUGCCAAACUAAGAUUAUCUUUUAAAGUAAUUUUAUUAGUUGGAUUGUCAAAGAACAAACAAGAUUUAUUUUUUAAAUUUUAAAGUAAAAAUGGUUUCAAAUCAUGAUUUUUUAUUUUUGAAAAAUUUUACACAAAUUGCAAAUAGAUUUUUAAGGGGAAGUAUACCUAAGAGUUUAGAGAGAAAUUGAUAAUAAUCUUAGCAUAAUAAAGGCUUAUUUACAUGAUUAAAAU